UUGGCACGAAUUCCCCCAGUAGACACAUUAAAUAUAUUUGUCCGAGCAAACAGUAAAAUGGAGGCAAAAUUGAUGUAUACUAAAGAAAGUCCACAAGAAACUGCAAAUUUAGUUAGUCGAUUAUUUUUUGGAUGGAUGAAAGAAAUAUUUUUUAAAGGUGCUAAAAAAGACCUCACAUUAUCAGAUUUAUAUCAUCCUUUAAUUGUGGAUAAAUCUAAAGUACUCACAGAUCGACUGCAAAAAUAUUGGAACUGGGAACUUCAGAAAUGGGAACAAAGGCAGAAAGAAAUGCCUUACGACAAGAAAUCAAACGAAAAAAAUACCCCUCGUUUAGAAAAAGCUCUGUUUCGCGCUUUUUGGAUGAAGUAUUUUUGCAUUGGUCUUCUCUUGUCUAUUCAAUACAUAAUUCUGAUUGUACUUGUUCCUAUUAUGGUGUCGUGGAUUAUCACGUAUUUCAAAAUUGAAGAGAAUGUCGAGCCGAUCACGGAAACAGAAGCUUUAACUUAUGUCAGCUAUUUAAUAAUCUGUGUAACAUUGUCCGUGUUUAUCAUGCACCAUACUGAGUUUAUGUCCCAACAAAUGGGCAUGAGGUUACGGAUUGCUUGUUGCUCGUUAAUUUAUAGAAAAAUAUUAAGACUUAGCAAAGGAGCUUUAACUCAAAUCAAUUCUGGCCAAGUAGUAAAUCUUCUCAGCAACGAUGUUAGCCGUUUCGACGAGUUAUGCUAUUAUUUAAAUUUCCUCUGGAUAACGCCUAUUCAAAUUAUCUUCGUUACUGUGAUAAUGUGGCAUAAAGCAGGACUGCCAAGUAUAAUUGGUGUCGCCAUACUUUUGCUAAUAACUAUUCCAAAUCAUACCGUAUUUCUCUCACUAGUUCGCCAGAUUAGGAAAAUUGUUGCUACACUAACUGACAGCAGAGUGCAGCUUAUGAAUGAACUUAUAAGUGGUAUCGAGGUUGUUAAAAUGUACGCUUGGGAAAAGCCGUUUGAAAAAAUUGUGGCAGCUACACGUGCCACUGAAAUCAAGAAAAUAUCACUUACGUCAUAUAUUCGUGCAGGAUAUCUGGCUCUUGUGGUUUUUACAAAUCGUACAGUCCUGUUCCUGACGCUUUUGUCCUUUGUUCUAAUGGAAAGUUUUCCAAGGGCGGAAGUGACAUUCAUGUUAUUCAGCUACUUCGAAAUCCUCCAACUUACGACUACGCUGAUGUUCCCACAAGCUCUCCUAUUAGCUGGUGAAACUCUGGUUUCCAUUAGAAGAUUAGAGAAAUUUUUGUUACUAGAAGAGCAAUCGAACGAUGUAAAAGUAGUAGCCCAAAUGUAUCAAAAUAAAACUUUAAAAUUCAAGAAUAGGAAGGCAGAGAAAGAGAAUGUAGAGUCCAUUAGAAUGACGAAUGGAAGUCAAAAUUUGAAUUUGAACAAUGACGAGGAACAAGUGCCAAUUUCGAUAGCUCUGGAACGAGUAUCAGCGAAUUGGACACCAAACAAACUACCACCGACCUUAUGCAAUGUCUCUAUGCGAAUUGAAAAUGGAGAAUUGUGUGCUUUGGUAGGCCCAGUAGGCUCAGGCAAAUCUUCAAUUUUACAGCUUCUUUUGAGGGAACUCCCACUGGGAGCAGGAAAGCUGCACCUACGUUAUAAAUCAUCCAAGAAUACCGAGAUAAAAGAACAGGAAUACGUAGUUAAUGUUACAAAUUUGAAGAUCUCUUAUGCUAGUCAAGAUGCUUGGCUGUUUACUGGAACUGUUAGGGAUAAUAUUCUCUUUGGACAACCUUAUGACAAGGAUAGAUAUAUUGCAGUAACGCAAGCUUGUGCAUUGGUAAAAGAUUUUCAACAAUUCCCCUAUGGCGAUAUGAGCAAUGUAGGGGAAGAUGGGUCUUCUUUAUCCGGAGGACAAAAAGCUCGAGUAAAUUUAGCACGAGCCGUUUACAGAAAAGCAGAUAUCUAUUUAUUGGAUGACCCUUUGAGCGCAGUAGAUGCACGCGUGGCUAAACAUCUUUUUUACAGGUGUAUCAAGAACUACCUUCAUGGAAAGACCAGGAUUUUGGUCACUCAUCAGUUACAAUUUAUUAAACAGGCCGACGUUAUUGUCGCGUUGGACCGAGGCUUCAUAAAAAUGCAUGGAACAUACGAAGAAUUAUCAAAAUCGAACAAAGACUUUUCAGACAUGAUGAAUCGUAUUAAAAUGUCGACGGAAGCUAAAAAGGAAAGCAAAGUAGAAUCUGAAAAUUCCUUUAGAGAGAGAAGAGUUAGUGGAAAGAAUGGUCUCCGUAAAUUGUCCACCAUAACAUCCACAAGUAGUAUGAGUUCCUUCAAUUAUGAAGGUGAAAAGUCAGCUCCAGAAAAUAACGAGGCAAUAGCAAGUGGUCGUCUUCCUAUCAAAAUUUAUAAACAAUAUUUUCAAUAUGGUGGUUCUUGCCUUACACUAAUUGCAUUAUUGUUCGUAGUUAUCGUGUCUCAAGUAGCAACCAGUGGAAAUGAUUAUUGGGUUUCCUACUGGACGAAUCUUGAAAUUAUAAGAAGAUCCAUUACGAAUAGUACUCAACCGUUUAAACGUCAAUAUUCCUUCUAUUUUUUGAAUGGCACAGCAUUGUCGAAUGUGUUCAACUUAGAUAAUUAUGGUCUCAUGACUACUACCGAUGCUUUAUACGUAUACACGUUUUGCAUCAUUUCUUGUAUUGUGACAGUAUUUGUGCGGAAUCUGUUCUUUAUGAAGGUCUGCAUGGUUGCUAACAAGAAUCUUCACAGCUCUAUGUUCUCCAAUGUGUUACAAGCAGCCAUGACAUUCUUUCAUCAGAACACUUCCGGUAGAAUUUUAAACAGAUUUUCAAAGGACAUGGGUGCUAUAGACGAAAUUCUACCCAAGGUAAUGUUAGAAACAAUCCAGAUAUUUCUUGUGAUAAGCGGUGUUCUUUGCAUGGUGGUAGCAGUGAAUAAUUGGAUGCUCAUUCCACUAGCGGUAUUGUUUGUUUUCCUUCUCAUUGUAAGGUCCUCAUAUUUGAGGACCGUUCAAAGCGUCAAGCGCAUUGAAAGUAUAGCGAAAAGUCCAAUAUUUUCCCAUGUAAACGCCACGUUAAAUGGGCUGACUACCAUCAGAAGCAGUGGAUCAAAUGUUUUAGAAUUGCUACAAAAACAGUUCGACGAUUUGCAAGAUGUACACACUGGUGCAUGGUACAUGACCAUAGCCGUACCUGUAACUUUCGGUCUGUACCUGGAUAUUGUUGUGAUCAUAUUUGUUGCGUGUGUCUGCUUCUCUUCUAUUCUAAUAAAUACAGGAGAUGUUCUUGGAGGUAACGUUGGUUUAGUCAUAUCACAGUCCUUAAUUGUAAUUGGCACUCUACAACACGGAGUAAAGCAAAGUGGCGAAAUGAUGUCAAACAUAACGUCUGUAGAAAGGAUUCUUCAGUAUACCAAUUUGCCUAAAGAAUCACCGUGGACCAGUAAAAAUCCUCCACCAGAAGAUUGGCCCAAGUAUGGUCAACUGAUUUUGAAGAAUCUUAGCCUAAAGUAUAAUAAGGAUGAUCCUCCUGUACUGAAGAACUUAAAUGUGACUAUAGAACCAGGAUGGAAAGUUGGUGUUGUAGGUAGGACUGGUGCAGGAAAGUCGUCUCUAAUAUCAGCAUUGUUUCGGUUAUUCGCUGACGGAUUAGAAGGAGAGAUCAAAAUUGAUGGAAGAGAUACCAGCACGUUAGGCUUACAUGAAUUACGGUCACGAUUAUCGAUUAUUCCACAACAACCAUUGUUGUUCUCCGAAUCAUUGCGUUACAAUUUGGAUCCAUUUCAUACAUACAGUGAUAUGUCGUUAUGGGAUAGUCUUCGACAGGUUGAACUAACCGAGUUUGUACUAGACCAAAAAAUAAUGCAUGGUGGAAAUAAUUUGAGUAUCGGACAGAGACAGUUGAUAUGCUUGGCUAGAGCAAUUUUAAGGAACAACCGGAUAUUAGUUUUGGAUGAAGCUACAGCUAAUAUUGACUCAUACACGGACGAGCUGAUUCAGAAAACCAUAAGAACAAGGUUCACAGAUUGUACUGUCAUCACAAUUGCUCAUCGUCUAAACACCAUUAUCGACAGCGACAGGAUCAUAGUGAUGGACACUGGUAACAUAGUGGAGUUCGGUUGCCCUCAUGAGUUGUUGCGGGACAAGCCUAAAGGAAUUUUCUCGCAAAUGGUGAACAAUACCGGAGUAACAAUGGCGCAAUUUCUUCGUGAGCAAGCGGAAAGGACUUGUUUGAAGAAUACUAAGGAAAUAAGUCUGGAUCUUACACGAAAAUGCUUCAUAGAAGAUGACACGACAAACGUAAUCGAGCAGAGCUCUCUUUAGAAUAAAAUUUAAUGAUAUGAGAAAUGGAAUAACGAUUAAGUCAAUUGGGGCAAGAAACAAGAGCGAUUUCAAA
Molecule: messenger RNA, 4387 nt
Organism: Eufriesea mexicana
Lineage: Eukaryota; Metazoa; Arthropoda; Insecta; Hymenoptera; Apidae
Product: multidrug resistance-associated protein 4
Exons: 16
Coding region: 58-4314 (1418 amino acids)
Biological process (GO): transmembrane transport
Cellular component (GO): membrane
Molecular function (GO): ATP hydrolysis activity; ATP binding; ABC-type transporter activity
Source: RefSeq, a predicted model, not a curated record